AUGGGCAAUGCAAAUAGAAUAGAUUACACUAUUACUCAAAAUAGGCAUCCUGGCUGCACUGUAAUUUUCAUUUAGAAUUGUUUGGGCUGCUCAGAAUUAAUGCUUGAUGGUGGAGAACUGGCCAUUCAUCAACAAGUAGGCAUCCCUAGAGGUCGAAUAAUUCCUGAAAGUUUAAAAUACUUGACGAAUAAUGAGCUACAGUUACUUCAAGCUGCUGGGACAAAAAAUCUCAGCUCAAUUCGGUGGUAUCUUUCUCAAGGUAUCAGCCCAAAUACAUAUGAUGAAAAUCGCGGGUAAAAUAAAUUUUAUUAUAAAAAGUAAAUAAAUAUUUUUUAAUUAAAUUAGAUAGAAAAUAAAUUAUUAAUUGAUUUUUUUGACAACCAAAAAUCGAACAUCCCCACUCCACAUUGCAGCCCGUCAAGGAUCUUUACAAAUUAUUCAAGAGCUACUUAAUAAAGGAGCUUUUAUUAAUCUUACAGACUGCGCUGGCUGAACCCCUCUUCACGUAGCUUCAUAUUACGGCCGUGAACAAGCAGUUACUGAGCUUCUCUCUUAUGGUGCAGAUUUUUCACUUGUUAAUCGCAGAGGUGAAACCCCUUGUGACAUUGCUCGAACCCCUCAAACUCGCGAGGUUUUCAAUAAUUUUUGUAAAGACUCCUCUCAAAUUAUCUGCCGGAAAAAAACGCCAAAUUUAGCAUUGGAUUUAUCUGCCAUGGAAGUAAAAAAUUUUGUUCAAGAUUUCAAAGAUGGGCGGACAUCAAAAGACCGAUCCCCAACACUUGAAGAGCCAAGCGAAAUAAUAGCGCCAAUUAAUUGAAUUUUUCCUGGAAUAUCAUCAUUGAUUGUUUCACCUUUAAUAAGCACCCCUACAAAUGAACUGAAGCUUGAAUGCAUAAAAUUAUUUAUAAUUAUUUUGAUUAACUUGAGGAAUAUUUGUUUUAAAAAUAAUUUUUUGCUUUUUUAAUAGAAAUUGGUAUAAUUUAGAACCUCUUAGAGGUCUCACAUUUAUGCUUGCAAUGGGAGUUUUAGGUAACAAGCCACAAGAGGUAAGUAAAUAUUUUCUUACUGAGCCUAAGUUGAGUAAAUCUUCAAUUGGGUUUAUAUUAGGAGAGAUCAAUAAUUUCUAUAAAGAAGUGGCUUUUGAAUUUAUGAAACAGCUAGGCUUGAAAGGGAUUAAUAUUGUAGUCGCGCUUAGAAAAGUUUUUAGCCAUCUUAUAUUACCUGAGGAAGGAGGAAAAAUCACACAUAUUUUGCAGGCAUUUGGGAACGUUUUUUCUAAACAAAAUUGCCAAUUUGGAAGCCCAGAAGCUAUACAAAGUUUGAGCUUUUCUAUGCUUUUUUAUAUAAAUUAAAUAAAAAAUGCUUUUUAAGUUUAUUUUUAAAGAGUUUUAAUUAAAAAAGCAUAUAAUAAUGCUUGACAAAUCCAUAAAGCAGCAUAACCCUAUUGACAAAGAAAAUUUCAUUACUACCAACAGUGGCUUACGUGACGGAAAAGAUUACCCAGAAGGCAUCCUCAACUGAAUUUAUGACGAAGUCUCCCGGGUUCCUGUCAUUUUUCCUAUAGAAGACCCUAUCGAUUUAAGUCUCUUCGAUAUCCUCGACUUCGAAGGAAUCGUCACCAUAAAAGAAAGAAAAAGACACAUGGGCCUCUUCCAAGGCCUCCUCAUCUUUUUUGGCACCUCAAAAGUCCCUUACGCCUGCCUCGUCCUCAAAGGAGCCGAAAUCAGUGAAAAUUGGCUCACACACCUUGUCACGAUUUCCCACAAAGAAGGCAUGGAAACAGCCAAACUCUCUAAAGAAGGCCGAAUGAAGACCCGCAAAGAGAAAAACCUGGCCUUUAAAAGCGAAAAUUCAAAAAAAUGAAUUGAGGUGCUCAAUGCUGCAGCCUCUUGUAAUACAAAUUAA
Blepharisma stoltei is the source of this 1905-nucleotide messenger RNA. The record is from the annotation of a GenBank genome assembly. NCBI's taxonomy places the organism in Eukaryota, Ciliophora, Heterotrichea, Heterotrichida, Blepharismidae.